UAAACACACACACACAGUGAACACGCACACACUUUGACCCUGUGGUCAGUAACCCCCCUCAGACAGACCGACAGACACACUGAGCUGGACGUGGAUGUAGAGGUUCUGCUGGAUCAUGGACCUGACAUGUCGACCCGUCCUGCUGUUGCUGCUGCUCCACGGCUGUUUCGCACAACACGUUUUCCUGGACAGCCAGCGAGCCUCUCAGGUGUUCAUCAGGAGCAGGAGGGCCAAUCAGCUGUUUGAGGAGGUGAAGCCAGGGAACCUGGAGAGGGAGUGUGUGGAGGAGAUCUGCGACCAUGAAGAAGCGCGGGAGGUGUUCGAACAGACAGAUAAAACAGAACAAUUCUGGACAAAAUAUGUGGAUUGUAAAGGGACUCAGAUGAUCAGAACUCUGAACAACAUCAACAUUGUCAGACAGUGCAUUGAAGGACAGUGUAUUUCUGGUACUGGAGUGAACUAUGAAGGAGACAUAAGCAUCACAAAGUCAGGACGACAGUGUCAGUACUGGACAUCCAACUUCCCACAUCCAAUAACAAGGGAGUACAAUGCUUCAGAGCCGGACAGCGUCCUGCAGGAGAACUUCUGCCGGAACCCGGACAACCGUGCAGAGGGGCCCUGGUGUUACACCAAGGACCCCACGGUCCAGAAGGAGGGCUGCAGGGUCCCCACCUGUGGUGAGGCCUUUGUCCCAACCACUGUGGCCCCUGAACAAAUCAGAACCGGGGUCUGUUUACCCAACUAUGGCAUCGACUACAUCGGUGACCUGUCCGUCACGAUGGGGGGCCACACCUGCAUGAAGUGGGCUUCUCCGCAGGCAAAGACCCUCAGCGUGGACAAAGACUUCAUUCCAGAGGUCUCCCUGGACGGCAACAAGUGCCGCAACCCCGACAACGACCCAGAGGGGCCCUGGUGCUACGUAGAGGUUUCUGGAAACGUAACGGUGGAUUACUGCGACCUGGAUGUGUGUGAGGAUCCGCUGAUCGAUUUGAACCCAGAGGACGGAGAUCGCGAGCGAAGCGUCCUCGGGCCCGCCAGGAAAAAGUUCUUCAAACCUCGAACCUUCGGAGAAGGAGAGAGCUUGUGCGGGGAGCGGCCGCUGUUUGAGAAGAUCAACAAACAGGACGGAAAGGAGUCCGAAAUGCUGGAGUCGUACGCAGCCAAGCGCAUCGUCGGGGGCGACGACGCCGAUGUGGCCUCGGCACCAUGGCAGGUGAUGCUGUAUAAGCGCAGCCCUCAGGAGCUGCUGUGUGGAGCAAGUCUGAUCAGCGACCAGUGGAUCCUCACCGCCGCUCACUGCAUCCUCUACCCACCCUGGAACAAGAACUUCACCGCCAAUGACAUACUGGUCCGCCUGGGAAAACACAACCGGGCCCAGUUUGAGCGCGGCGUGGAGAAGAUCGUGGCCAUCAGUGAGAUCAUCGUGCACCCCAAGUACAACUGGAAGGAGAAUCUGAACCGUGACAUCGCUCUGCUGCACCUCCGGCGGCCAAUCGCUUUCACGGACCAGAUCCACCCUGUCUGCCUGCCCAGCAAGAAGGUCGCAAAGGCACUGAUGACUUCUGGGUUUAAAGGCCGGGUCACGGGAUGGGGGAACCUGAAGGAAACCUGGAACCCCUCCGCGAGGAAUCUACCUAAAGUCCUCCAGCAGAUCCACCUGCCGAUCGUGGACCCAGACAUCUGCCGGGCCUCGACCACAGUAAAGACCACAGACAACAUGUUCUGUGCCGGAUUUAAACCAGAGGACGCUGAACGUGGAGACGCCUGUGAGGGAGACAGUGGUGGACCGUUUGUGAUGAAGUACCCGGCGGAUAACCGCUGGUACCAGAUGGGCAUCGUGUCGUGGGGCGAGGGCUGCGACCGCGACGGGAAAUACGGUUUCUACACACACCUGUUCAGGAUGAGCCGCUGGAUGAGGAAGGCCAUUGAGAAAACGGACGACGAGUAAACAGAUGCUAGAACAAGAUGCUAAUGCUAAUAAAGUUUGUCCACGCAAAGUAAUGUGAGAUUGUUUAAAAGAAGCCGGAAAAGGAUUCAAAUGUAAGAGUCAAUUUGAGGAUGUUUCCUGCAGAAAUAAAGGUGCAUCAGAA
Molecule: messenger RNA, 2090 nt
Organism: Eleginops maclovinus (Patagonian blennie)
Lineage: Eukaryota; Metazoa; Chordata; Actinopteri; Perciformes; Eleginopidae
Gene: f2
Product: coagulation factor II (thrombin)
Exons: 15
Coding region: 116-1948 (610 amino acids)
Biological process (GO): positive regulation of blood coagulation; proteolysis; platelet activation
Cellular component (GO): extracellular region
Molecular function (GO): serine-type endopeptidase activity; calcium ion binding
Source: RefSeq, a predicted model, not a curated record